AAACAUAACCCGUCCCACUUCACUUCCGAGUUUCCUGGUUACGACUUGCUCGUGAAGCCUGUCAACACAGUGCGUUCCUUUGGUGACGACAAGAGCCAAUCUGCGGUAAACAUGGUGUCGGGCUUGCUAUUCCGGAGAGCAUUUCUGACUGCGGCAAACACCAGCUGCCGACGUUCGCUCCUUACCAGAGGGCAAUGUUGUAAUUUCACGUCGUCGACCGUAAGAUGCGAGUCCUCGCACAACUCUGAUUCAGCGGUGAGCUACGAGGAGCUGAGGAACAUGUUGUCCCACCACAGUGUUCAGCUAUUUGACGUCCGCAACCCCGAUGAGUUCAUGUCUGGACGCAUUCCUGAUGCUGUAAACAUCCCACUGGAUCAGCUGGAGGAAUCUCUGAAGCUGUCGCCAGAACACUUCCAACAGCAGUUUGUGGUGCAGGCUCCGGGGAAAGAUGACGACAACAUUGUGUUUCACUGCCAGAGGGGCAACCGGAGCCUCAAAGCCCUGGCCAUCGCCCGUCAGCUGGGCUUCACCAGGCCUCGGCACUACCCGGGGGGAUACAGUGAAUGGGCGUCACAUCAGGGAAAUUGAGUCCCCUUCACAACCAUGUGAACCAUUUAAUCUCACCGACACUUCCUGGGAACAAUAAAGUUGUAAACAAA
This is a messenger RNA of Esox lucius (northern pike), 659 nucleotides long. Its product is annotated as thiosulfate:glutathione sulfurtransferase. Gene Ontology annotation, cellular component: mitochondrion. Lineage: Eukaryota; Metazoa; Chordata; Actinopteri; Esociformes; Esocidae. The coding region runs from base 112 to 588 and encodes 158 amino acids. The transcript has 4 exons. Gene Ontology annotation, molecular function: thiosulfate-cyanide sulfurtransferase activity. The record is from RefSeq and is a predicted model, not a curated record.